UUAUUUUAGUUUCUGAUUGUUCAUCAUCUAUUUUUUUUUCAAAUCAACAACUGAUUGAAGUUAUUAAAAAAAAUGGUAUUAGUUUAAAAAACAUAACAAACAAUAACUCAAGGGCAGUAAUUUUUGAUUUUUUAAAGCAAAAAUAUAAUGGAGCAAAUUGGAGUACUCAUUUUAUUAAAAAAGUUGAAAAAAGUAUAUUAGUAUUUUGUUUGGCUGCUUCUAGAAGAUGGACUAAGGUUAGUCGUCAUCAUGAAAGGUUUUUGAAAAAUUAUUCAGAAUGGCUUACUACACCAUUUAAAAUGCCUUCCAUUAAAAAAAAAUCUACUAAAACAAUACAGGGCCGACCUUUGGUUGAUUUAACUGAAUGUUCAGAACGAACAAUGCGGCGAAAAAUUAACUCUGCGUUAACUAUGACAUCAAUGACGUCACCUGAAAUUUUAUGUGCAGCAAAAAAAAAGUUAUUUGUGUCUGGAAAAAGAAAUGAGACUGCUUUAUUUAAUAAACUGUUGUUGUCUCCUAAUAGUGUCCCACAAAUGAAAAUGGCAAUUAAAGAUUCUUGUAACAAAGAACCUAUAUCUUAUACUGCUGAUGAAGCUUUAGCAUUUAUUGUAGACAAUCAACUUACAAAACAACAGUAUAUGAAUAUAAGAUUAGGAGCUAAAAAGAGGAAUUGCGAUAUUUAUCCAUCUUAUGAAAAAAUUUUUAGUGCUAAACAAAAAUGUUAUCCUGAUAAUGUUAAAAUUAGUGAAUCUGGUUGCAUAAUACCCUUGCAGAAUCUUUUAGAUCACACAACUAAAAGAAUUUUUCAAAUACCAGCUAUCAACGAGGUAAAAAUUGGCAAAAAGUUAUUAGAAAUGUUCUAUAAAUGGGGCUGCGACGGAAGUAGUGGUCAGGCCCAAUAUAAACAAAAAUUUAAUGACAACCCUUGUACAACUGACCAAACAAUGUUCAUGUUCUCUCUUGUGCCACUUGAACUUAGAUGCUGUAGUGAUGAUAGCAAUGAUAGUAGUGACGUAAUUUGGAAAAAUUCUAUGCCUUCCUCUACUAGAUUUUGUAGACCUAUUAAAUACAAAUUUAUGAAAGAAACAAUUGAAAGUACCAAAGAGGAGGUAAAAGAAAUUGAAAAACAAAUAAGCAAAUUAAAUACUACAUAUGUAUUAUUCAAUGACGAAUACUUUGAAGUAAAACAUACGCUUAUUUUUUCUAUGGUUGAUGGAAAGGUAUGUAAUUCUUUGACUGGAAUAUCUAGCCAAAAAUGUUUUAUUUGUGGAUGUAAACCAACCGAAAUGAAUGACAUUGAGGCAGUUAAAUAUCGACCAUGCAUAACAGAAAAUUAUAAGUAUGGAUUGUCAACGUUGCAUGCGUGGAUACGUUUUUUUGAGUAUUUUAUUCAUCUUUCGUAUAGAUUAGAAAUUAAAACUUGGCAGGUUAAGGCUGUAAACAAAGGUUUGUAUAGUGUUCGUAAACAACAUAUUCAAAAUAAAUUUAGGUCUGAAAUGGGACUUUUAGUAGAUAUUGUGUUACAAGGACAUGGAACUACGAACGAUGGCAAUACUGCAAGGAAAUUUUUUAAAAACGCUGAAUUGUCAUCCUCCUGUACUGGAAUUGAUAUUAAUUUAAUUAAACGGUGUGGAACAAUUUUAUCGGUAAUAGCGAGCGGAUAUACAAUAAACAUAAAGGCCUUUGAAGAAUAUUGCUUUUUAACAGCUAAAUUGUUUGUAUCAUUGUAUCCAUGGUACUAUAUGCCGGCGUCAGUGCAUAAAAUUUUGUUACACGGUGCUCAUAUUAUUCAAUAUGCGCCACUUCCUAUAGGCAACUUAUCUGAGGAGGCACAAGAGAGUCGCAAUAAAGAUUAUAAAAUGUACCGAGAACAUCACACCAGAAAAAAUUCGCGCUUAAAUACUAAUGAGGAUUUAAUUCACAUACUUCUUAUCUCAUCGGAUCCUUACAUUUCUUGUAUCGAUAGAAAUAAGCAAAUGCAUUUAAAAGAGUUAUCAGAAGAUGGUAAGAUGUUAGUAAUAUUCCCUCAUAAUGAUAACAACUAUAAAGAAGAUGAAUUAAAUAGUCAAUUAAAUGAUUCAUUUUCAGACAUGAAUUUAUCAAUGGCAUAAUUAUUUUUUAUAUGUAUAAAACUAAAAUAUUCAUAUUUAUAUAUCAAUGUAAUCGUAUAACAAUUAAUAAUAAAUAAUGACUAAUUUUA
Messenger RNA from Daktulosphaira vitifoliae (grape phylloxera), 2200 nucleotides. RefSeq lists its product as uncharacterized. The coding region runs from base 300 to 2111 and encodes 603 amino acids. The record is from RefSeq and is a predicted model, not a curated record. The transcript has 5 exons. NCBI's taxonomy places the organism in Eukaryota, Metazoa, Arthropoda, Insecta, Hemiptera, Phylloxeridae.